AUGUCAAGGCGACGUGCACGGCGGCAGUUCAAGACGCCAGUUCAGCAUGCUCCACCUGAUCACCUGCUGAGCUUGCCAGAAUCGUUGGGUGAUGAUGUCCCUGGCAGUGGUGCACCAUGGGGCUUUGCUGAUAACGCCCCUGCCAGUGAUUCGGAGUCAGUAUCGCCCCCCCAAGCUGCCUCGGAAGCUGCACGCACCCGGGGCCCAAACGACUGUGGAAAAAACCGAGUGGGAAGGCGCGUUGGCCGCUAUUCGGACAGCGACCGCCGGGCUUUCUUGGUAGCACUGGAUGAGGUCGAUGAGCAUCAGGAAUCGUUUUCUGAUAGCAAGAUUGCCGCUGUGCUCGAGCGGAGAAUUGGAAAACAGAUAUCAGUCUCAACGAUCUCAAGAUGGCGCCGCGAAUAUAUGAAGCGCCUGAAUAUGCGCGCCGCAGGCGAGCUGUCUUCAGAAGAACCACAUCUCAAACCUCAACAACCACGAUCUGGCCGCCCUUCUGUUUUGGAUGCUCAGGAUGAAGAGAUUUUGGCUGAGUAUGUCAUGCGAUACGGCAAGCGAGGUUCGACAGCGGACGCUCGUGAGUAUCUUUACGCAAAGCGUUACAAGCCCCUCGAGCUCAGCGAUUCGAUCGAGCCUUGGCAUGUUUCCCUUGCCACCAUUUGCAAUCAUCUGAAGAAGCAAAACCGGGAUUCUGGAAUUGACAGCGAGUACGUUAGUCUACGUCCUCGUCGACAUGAUUCUUUCGGCCCACAGACCCAGGAGGCUUGCCUCAAUUACAUUACAUUCCUGGAAGCCCUGGACGAGGAGCACCUCCUCUUUUCGUCGAACAAGCAUGCUCUUCUCUCUGCGGACGAAAGCUGGAUGACUACCCAAGCAACGCGACACAAAGGCUGGGUCGUUCAAGGACAAGCAAGGAGUGUGGCACCAGCGCCUCGUUCGUCGAUCUCUUUCUUUGCAGCAUUGGCCUACUCCGGAGAGAUCGUUUUCUUGCGUACCAACAUUGGCAAUAGUACAGGCGAGAGUUCACAGCGCUAUUUGGAGGGCACAAUCUCUGCCUGGCGAAAAAAGUAUGGCUCAGGUCUUCUGGUCGUGACCUGGGACAAUGUGCCACAUCAUUAUAAAGCUCUCAGUCUCAUGUCCGGCUCUCAUGGUGUUGAACAUACGAAAAAGGUGUUUGUGCGCGCCUCAAGCACAAUUCCAGAAACUGAUGAGCGCUACUCACCGCUCAUUUACUAUGAGUUGGAUCGUGAGCUGUACGGUGGUCCGGUUCUUGUUGUCCCAACGCCAAAAUACCAGCCCGACUUCGCUCCCAUUGAGACCGUUUUUGGUUCCGUCAAAUAUGCUGCAGAAGGCAUUCGCGCGCGUUCAUCAAGCUUUGGCUACACGCGCCUCUCAGAGAGGCUCGAGAAGAUUCUCAACGUUGUUUUUGGAUCCUACCUGAGAAAAGAUAUGUUGAAAGGAGCAAUCCGUGACACACACAGGUACAUGAAAGCCUGGCAGGAUGGCGCCGUAAAUGAAGAUGAGGCUCGAGCUCGCCGCGACCAGCUACGCAUUCGUGACAAACAAGACUAUGACCAGAUCAGGGCUGCAACUGGCGGAAUCUUGAGACACAGGCGUGAAUCCUUCGAGCUCGCGCCAAUCAUGGACAUGGCUGUCGACAACUCCCGAACUCGCCGCCAGACUGCUCGAGCCGUUGCCGCCAGCCAAGAAGACGAUGCUAACGUGAAUGACUUUAAAUCUACAUGUGAAAAUAAGCGGUUGCUACUACAACGUGACAAAGCUCAGGCUCGAGCUCGCCGAGCAGCAUCAGCUGCUUUGCGCAGCUCAAAUUGA
Monosiga brevicollis MX1 is the source of this 1830-nucleotide messenger RNA. RefSeq lists its product as uncharacterized. The coding region runs from base 1 to 1830 and encodes 609 amino acids. Lineage: Eukaryota; Choanoflagellata; Craspedida; Salpingoecidae. Gene Ontology annotation, molecular function: nucleic acid binding. The record is from RefSeq and is a predicted model, not a curated record. The transcript has a single exon.